Talpa occidentalis (Iberian mole) is the source of this 990-nucleotide messenger RNA. Its product is annotated as olfactory receptor 10AG1-like. Gene Ontology annotation, cellular component: membrane. The record is from RefSeq and is a predicted model, not a curated record. Gene Ontology annotation, molecular function: G protein-coupled receptor activity; olfactory receptor activity. Gene Ontology annotation, biological process: G protein-coupled receptor signaling pathway. The transcript has a single exon. NCBI's taxonomy places the organism in Eukaryota, Metazoa, Chordata, Mammalia, Eulipotyphla, Talpidae.
AUGGAACACAAAGGACAAACUUCCCCACUGGGGAACCACACUGCAUUGGUGGACUUCAUCCUGAUUGGGUUUUCUGAUCUUCCCAAGCUUCAAGGAUUACUUUUUGGUGUAUUUCUGAUACUCUAUAUAUUUAUUCUUAUGGGAAAUAGCCUCAUUAUAACAAUAACUAAGGUUGAUCCUUCCCUUUAGACCCCCAUGUAUUUCUUCCUUAGGAAUUUUUCCUUUUUGGAAAUAUGUUAUGUUUCAGUGACUCUCCCCAGAUUGUCAGCAGAUCUCUGGAGACAAUAUGGAAAUAUUUCCUUUCUGGCCUGCGCUUUUCAAAUGUAUUUCUUUCUGAUAUUGGCAGACACUGAGUGCUUUAUUCUCACUGCCAUGGCUUAUGACAGGUAUGUUGCCAUUUGCUACCCAUUACUCUACCCUGUCAUCAUGAACAACAGGCUGUGUGUUCACCUGGCACUUGUCUGCUGGACCACAGCAAUUCCAAUACACAUAGGGUCCACCUCCGUGAUCUUCACUCUACCCUUCUGUGAAAAUAACCAGAUGAAUCACUUUUUCUGUGAUGUUCCUCCAGUUGUUCAACUUGUUUGUGGGGACACCUUUGUAAUUGAAAUGUUGACUUAUGUGAUUGCUGUAUUAGUUGUCACAAUUCCCUUUUUGUUGAUACUUGUAUCUUAUGUGAAAAUAAUCUCCACCAUCCUAAAGCUGCCAUCAGCAACUGGGAGAACCAAGGCCUUCUCAACUUGUUCUUCCCAUCUCAUGGUUGUGACUUUAUUCUUUGGAUCAAGCAUCAUUGUGUAUUUGAGACCUAACUCCACUCACUCAUCAGGAAUGGACAAAUACUUUUCCCUUUUUUAUACUAUUUUUACACCUUUGUUUAACCCCAUUAUAUAUUGUCUGAGAAACAAGGAUGUAAUGAUGGCAUUGGAAAAAUUCCUGCAGAAAUGGAUUAUGGUGUGGUUCAUAACUUAUAAAAAUUCAUCAUAUACAUAA